AUGAAUUGCCCGGAUAACGUAUUUGACCUAGAACAUGGCGGCGAACAAAUAGGCCUUAGAAAGGUAAAUCCACCCAAAGUGACAGUGACUCAACGCAGGCAAUCAUCAAGCCGUAGUUUCGCGUGUUGUGGACCUGGAAAAAAGCGCUAUCUUAUUUCCGUGCUUUGUACGGCUUGUCUCACCAUCGUUAUCGGGAUGCGAGCUGAAAUGCUAAGUAUCAUAACAAAAUUGAAUGAUACGCAUUCAGGAAGGCAUGUAGAGCUUCCAACAUCCGCCUUGGUCAGAAAUUUCAUAUCACGAAAUCAUAUAAUGGUUCCAGAAAUGCCUGAACCACCUGCAGCUGAUGAUCAUCUCUUUUUCAAGCCAUCCCACCACCGUCAAUUGCCAUGGACAGCAACUAUCACUGAAGACCUUGUAGAGAAUGCCGUUUUCUUUGCUUAUCUUAUUGCCAGUCCCAUUGGUGGCUAUUUGACCGUUCGUCAUGACUCCUCCCUCCUCCUAGGAUGUUCUGUCGCUAUGACCUGCGGACUUAAUCUCUUCUUACCUUUAGCUGAAACUAUUGGAUCAAAUAUUGAUGCCAAGUUGGCAUUGAUUAUAAUCUUGCGGCUGCUUCAGGGAAUGGCUGAAGGUUGCCUAAUACCGGCUGUCUUUGGAAUACUUCGUUAUUGGAGUCCAACUAGCGAGAGAUCAACACUUAUUUCCUUGGCUGUGAUUGGGGUAUCUCUAGGCCCUCUAAUUGGACUUCCUGUGUGCGCUGAAAUUGAGCAAAAAUGGGGUUGGGGUGUAGUGUUCUACAUUUACGCUAACCUAGGCUUAAUUUGGUGCAUAUUUUGGUGGCGAAUGGUUGAUGAAAAGCCCCAGAAAGAUCGAAAUCUCUCGAAGGCAGAAAAAGUUUACUUGAAAGUGAAUACAUCCCAACAAUUGCUCUUUGAUCCAAGCAAUGUUCAAAUUCCCUGGGCAGCAAUUUUUACCUCAAAGCCAAUCAUGGCUAUAUUUCUCACUUAUGCCGCAGAUGAUUGGACAUUCCAAAUUUCAUCUGUUUGCAUGCAAACUUUCUACCAACAGAAGUACAAUGCAGACGUGCAGAAAACCAUUUUCCUUCUUUCCUUCCCCUUUCUCUCCCGGUCAAUUUUUGUGCCUAUCGGUAAGUUCCUUUCACUGCCUCCAGUCUUCUUUGGAUGGCAAAUGGCAUAA
Rodentolepis nana is the source of this 1194-nucleotide messenger RNA. The record is from the annotation of a GenBank genome assembly. Lineage: Eukaryota; Metazoa; Platyhelminthes; Cestoda; Cyclophyllidea; Hymenolepididae.